UUGCGGAGCAAGAACGCGACUGCUGAUUGUACGUCAAAAGGGCCUGUAGUUUUCCCAAAGCAGGGCCUGCACCCUGCUCGGAAGGAGCCCUUAUGCAUCAGUAUAUCCGUCGCCAAGAGCGAGAAGGGAUGCAGGAAGGAGAAGCUCCCUAACGCCAGCUCUGGUGAAGAUCUGCUCCCGGGGAGGCUGUUCUUCCUCCAGGCCGACCAGCCUGCCGCUCACGAGCAACGGCCGCCUCGGCAAAGCACCCGAGAAAAGCCAGAAGUAGCCCAAAAUGAGGAUGAGGCCGCUUUGGCACCUGACGGAUCGUGCGCCGGAAACGGCGUCCCUGCGGAGCCGCCUGCCCUUCCCGUCCCUCCGACGGACGGGGCUUGGCAAGCCCUUGAUGCCACCUGCUUAAAAAGGCAGGUUUCGCAUGACUUUCUGGAGACCAGGUUUAAAAUCCAGCAGCUUUUGGAGCCGCAGCAGUACAUGGCCUUCCUGCCUCACCACAUCAUAGUGAAGAUUUUUGGAUUGCUUCCUACCAGGAGCCUGGUCGCCCUGAAAUGCACUUGCUACUACUUCAAAUUCAUCAUCGAGUACUACAACAUCAGGCCGGCGGACUCCCGCUGGGUGCGCGAUCCCCGCUACCGAGAAGACCCUUGCAAGCAGUGCAAGAAGAAGUACGUGAAAGGGGACGUGUCGCUCUGCCGGUGGCACCCCAAACCCUACUGUCAAGCUUUACCCUACGGGCCCGGCUACUGGAUGUGCUGUCACCGCUCUCAGAAGGGCAUCCCGGGCUGUAAGUUGGGGCUGCACGACAAUCACUGGGUCCCUGCCUGCCACAGCUUUAACCGCGCCAUUCAUAAGAAAACCAGAGGAGCGGGAGCCGAAGCGGAAGAGGAAUAUUAGUGCACAUACACUUUUCCUGUGAGAUUGUUUGGGGGAGGAGGAGAUUCUCAUGCCUUGUGCUGUUUACAGUGUAUAUAAUCGUCGUGGGGGUUGUUUGUUUGUUUGUUUUUUUCCACAGGGCUAUGAAACUGCACAUUCUUAAACACGAGAGCCUUUACCUUUUAGACUGAAGAGAGCUUUUAGUCCAUCUCUGUAAAUAACACCCUAAAAACUAAUUGUACAUACGGAGUCUCCAGCUGGCUGAACAACGUAAUCGCUACAAUGCAGCUGCGGUAGUGUUGCGGCUAGAGUUGUGUGUGGGUUUAAGUGUUUUUGUUCCAAAAAAUCUGUAUAUCCUGUAUAAUAUAUGAAUGUUUCUGAGAAGAAACUCUAAAUAGGUAAAGGACAACUUGUUAAAAAGAGUCUUCAGGCAACUUAACUGGACAACCUGAGAAUUAGACUAGGACGGAGCCGUUACAGCAGCGUGACAGUGGAUAAAAAGAGGAAUAUUAUUGUAUAGUCAGAAUAUGAAAAGCUCUUGUCUACCUUAUCCAUGUUGUCU
Molecule: messenger RNA, 1432 nt
Organism: Eurypyga helias (sunbittern)
Lineage: Eukaryota; Metazoa; Chordata; Aves; Eurypygiformes; Eurypygidae
Product: F-box only protein 34-like
Exons: 1
Molecular function (GO): protein binding
Source: RefSeq, a predicted model, not a curated record